Messenger RNA from Penicillium waksmanii, 675 nucleotides. Its product is annotated as alpha/beta fold hydrolase. The transcript is spliced from 2 exons. The record is from RefSeq and is a predicted model, not a curated record. Lineage: Eukaryota; Fungi; Ascomycota; Eurotiomycetes; Eurotiales; Aspergillaceae. Bases 1 to 675 code for a protein of 224 amino acids.
AUGGAUUUCCUGGUUAGCCAUGGCUACCGCGUGAUUGCCCACGACCAGCGUGGCCAUGGACGUUCAACGCAAAAUUGGACCGAACAUAACAUGGAGAUAUUCGUGGAUGACCUCGAAGAGCUUUACAAGCAUCUUGACAUCAAGAAUGCUAUGAUAGUCGGAAAUUCACAUGGCGGAGGCGAAGUUACUCGCUUUCUCGGAAAGCACGGCACAAGUCGAGUAAAGAAAGCUGUCCUUGUUGGAGCGGUGCCACCUCUCAUGUUAAAGAGCUCAGCCAACCCGGGGGAACCGAAAACAAGAACCGUGCCUCAAUUAUUUCUGGACGUUCAAACCGGGCCGUUCUUUGGAUUUAAUCGACCUAACGCGGCGAAGAGUAAGGGUCAAAUUCGAAGCUGGUGGGAACAGGGUAUGAGAACGAGCUUCAGGGCCGCGUACGAUUCCAUCAAAGACUUUUCGGAAACGGACUUCACCAAGGACCUCAAAAGCAUCGAUAUUCCCGUUCUUGUUCUUCAUGGCGAUGACGACCAGAUUGUGCCCAUUGGCGCAGCUGGUUUGAAGUUGGCAAAGCUUCCGCCCCAAGGGAAGCUUCAGAUUUAUCCCGGGGGCUCUCACGCAAUUCACAACGUCAGCGUUGAUGAAGUGAACAAAGAUUUACUAGAUUUCAUCAAGUCUUGA